Messenger RNA from Microdochium trichocladiopsis, 2066 nucleotides. RefSeq lists its product as uncharacterized. The coding region runs from base 379 to 1866 and encodes 495 amino acids. Lineage: Eukaryota; Fungi; Ascomycota; Sordariomycetes; Xylariales; Microdochiaceae. The transcript is spliced from 2 exons. The record is from RefSeq and is a predicted model, not a curated record.
AGCGCGACCUGGGCUCGCCCUGUCUCGCAGCUGCUCGGCCGUACGUAAUGAGCCGGCCCAGUGCUCCUCGCGACACUUCGUCUGCGCCGUGGAGCGAUUGAUGUAAUGGUUCCUGGGUUUGCGAGCACGCGUCCCCACCUCUCAUGCUUGUGUCAUCCAUCCUGCUUGCUUGCUCCUGAUAAACCGCCGCCGUCCAAAGCCUAGCUUCUCUCCGCUGUCGUCUCUUGCUUCUCUUUUUCGUUCAAUUGCAUCUUUCAGGAUCGGUCCUCCAUUCGCGGACAUAAUUGCUACUGGUUCAAGAGUAGCCCGUCUCGUUCUCAUACCAUUGUUGCCCAUUUGUGUCACUAGAGUCCUCCCUGGGACACUCCCACGACCGCCAUGCUGCGAGGCACGAGACCUGUUGCCCAGCGCGCUCUGGGCCUCAUCCAGCGAUCCAAUGCCGCGAAAUCCCAAUUGAGCUUCACCCGUACCAUCACGACUCGUCCUACGCGGCCAAGACCACUCGCAGCUGCCCUCGACGGCCGAUUGCCCCAGAAAGCAUCGUACGCGGACAAGCCCCCGCCGCCGCCACUGCAGGUGGGCAGAGACGCCGAGGAGGAGAAGCGGCUGGGCCAGCAAAAGCUCGAGUCCGACCCCUCGGCGGUGUCAACGCAGUCUUCCGUGCGGCAUGUCUACGAGCCCGCAUCGCCACAAGCCGAGAGUGCGGCCAAGGCGGACGUGUCGGAUGGUCUGAAGCAUGACCUCGGAAUCGUCAAAGACACCUUUUCCGUAGCUCACGUCCCUCGGGAGUCCUAUGUGCUAGGCCUAGCCGGAACCUUGCCAUACCUCGCCACCUCGAUGUCCACCGUCUUCCUCUCGUGGAACCUCAACACGGAACCCACCGGCUCAGGCUUCCUCAACACUUUUAUGCUCAGCCACGACUCGGCGCACUGGUGGCUCGGCGUCAUCGAGCCCAUCCAGCUCGGCUACGGCGCGGUCAUCAUCAGCUUCCUCGGCGCGAUCCACUGGGGCCUCGAGUACGCCGAGAAGAAGCCAAGCCGCGACCGGACCCGGUUCCGGUACGGCCUGGGAGUCCUGGCCUCGGUCGCCGCCUGGCCCACCAUGUUCCUGCCCAUCGAGUUCGCGCUGACCUCGCAGCUCGCGGCGUUCACGGGGCUCUACUUUGCCGACACCACUGCCACCAAGAGGGGCUGGGCCCCGUACUGGUACUCGUCUUACCGCUUCGUCCUGACGGCCAUUGUCGGUGCUGCCAUCACCAUCAGCCUCAUCGGCCGGGCCAAGGUCGGAGACGCCAAGCCCCGCCUCUCGGGACUGUCGCGCAAGUUCCACGAGAACCACGGCGAGGAGGCCUGGAGUGAAAAGUGGGCUCAGCUCGAGGACGAGGAGAAGGAAAAGAUCAAGAAGCAGAAGGAGGAAGAAGAGCAGAAGCGCAAGGAGGAGGAGAGGAAGGCAGAGGAAGAGGAGAAGAAGAACAAGAAGAAGGGCUCCAAGGGCAAGGAUGAGGAGAAGAAGAAGGGCAAGGAAGCGGAGAAGAACGAAGAGAAGCAAGACGAAGGCGACGACUCGGCCAGCGAUGAGUCCAAUGAUGAGUCCGGCGAUGAGGGUGGUGAACAGCCCGAACAGAAGGAUGAGAGUGAUGAGAAGGCGGAAAAGCAGGAGAAGAAGGACACCAAGGCUGAGAAGAAGGAUGACAAGGCCGAGAAGAAGGAUGACAAGGCUGAGAAGAAGGAAGAGGCUGGCGAUGAUCAAAAGGAAGGCGAAGGUGAGGACAGCGCCAAGGAUGAGAAGAAGGAGGGCGACGAGCAGAAGGAUGAUAAAGAGGCCAAGGAUGACUCCAAGGGCAAAGAGAAGAAGGGCAAGAAAUGAUCUAGCUCAUCUGCCUGUUAUACUGGAGUUGUUGCGGAACCGAGGAAGAUGGGCGUUAGGCGUUGAGUGAAUUCCUCGGGAUUCCUUUUGCUUUUCGAAUCCAUCAAGCGUAUUUCUCGUGUAGUUUCUCAACAUGGCUGUUAACACAAGAUGGCAUAUUGAUACGUGCUAAAUGUUGUUAACUUGAUAACAUUGCCGCG